Pleuronectes platessa (European plaice) is the source of this 8913-nucleotide messenger RNA. Its product is annotated as protein crumbs homolog 1. The coding region runs from base 165 to 4553 and encodes 1462 amino acids. The record is from RefSeq and is a predicted model, not a curated record. Lineage: Eukaryota; Metazoa; Chordata; Actinopteri; Pleuronectiformes; Pleuronectidae. The transcript is spliced from 13 exons. Gene Ontology annotation, biological process: Notch signaling pathway. Gene Ontology annotation, molecular function: calcium ion binding; Notch binding.
UUCACAAUCAUACACAGGGUCCCAGUGGUCCGUCAUGGAGGUGCUACCACUCACUCUGAGCAGCUAAGGUGAAGCUGCCUGGAUGGAGAGCUGCAGUGUGCUGGAUGGAGAACCUGUGGAUUGAUAGUGUUGUUCUGUACUGACUGGAAACAAACUGCUUUACUAUGGAGUUGGGAAGAGUUUGGUCCCGCCAUCAGAGGACGUUGCUGAUCACUGUGAUGAUGUUCAAACUGGGUCUUCUGUGCACAGUGGCAGCAGACAACUGUCUCUCAUCUCCCUGCAACAAUGGUGCCACAUGUCUUGAGCACCUGGAUGACUAUGUGUGUCUAUGCCCCAAAGGACCAGUAUGGUUCAUGGGCAAAAACUGUGAGGAGCUGUAUGAUCCCUGUAUUACUGCACCUUGUACCAACUGUACCAGCACCCUCGGGACUGACGAGUUCAGCUGCCUCUGUCCAGAUGGAUUCACAGGGCUAAACUGCACCCAGGAUGUAGACGAAUGUUACAGCAAUCCUUGCAAUGGUGUCAAGUCCUACUGUGUCAACGGAAUCAACGGAUAUUCCUGCUACUGUCCCCAUGGAUUUGGAGGUGAUGACUGCCAGGUUAAUGUGACCACUUGUUCAGAGGAAACAUGCCAGAAUGGUGGUAACUGUGUAGACAUCCUUGACACCGGGCCCCAGUGCCUGUGUGCUGCCGGGUACCAGGGGACGAGCUGUGAGGAGGACACUGAUGAAUGUCAGUCAGAGCCCUGUCAGAACGGAGCCAUUUGUAAAGAUGGGGUCAAUGCCUACCAGUGUUUCUGUGUCCCUGGAUUUCAGGGCUACCACUGUGAUUUGGACAUUAACGAGUGUGCCUCCCACCCCUGCCAGAACAACGGCACAUGUCUGGAUGAAGUGGAUCACUACACAUGUGACUGUGUCCCAGGCUUCAAAGGGUUUAACUGCGACAUGGAGAUCGAUGAGUGUGAGGUGCACCCUUGCCAGAACGGCGGCACCUGUUGGGACUACAUUGCCAUAUACAGGUGUGAGUGCACGGCCGGCUUCCAGGGACAAGACUGCGAGGUCAAUGUUGAUGAAUGUGCCAGCGUGCCCUGUCUGAAUGAGGGCAAGUGCAUAGAUAGGGUCAACAGCUAUGAAUGUGACUGUGAGGGGACGGGCUUUGUAGGCGACUACUGUGAAGACGAUAUUCCUGAAUGUGCUUCUGACCCCUGCAAACAUGGAGCCACCUGCUUGGAGGGAAUCAACCAGUACAAGUGCCUUUGCUGGCCAGGUUACGAGGGAGAGAACUGCCAGCUGGAUACAGACGAGUGUGAACAGCAUCCCUGUGAGAAUGAUGGAGAGUGUUUUCAGCGAUCAGAUGCCAGGAACUAUGGAAUGCUGCCUGAACUCAGCACAGCCACCUUCACAUAUGAAGAGGCAGCUGGCUUCAUCUGCCACUGUUUGCCAGGGUUCACCGGAGACAACUGCUCAGUCAACGUGGACGAGUGUGAGUCUGCUCCAUGUCACCAUGGAGGACAAUGCCAGGAUCUGGUCAACUCUUAUCAAUGUGUGUGUCCAGACGGCUUCACAGGUGUAUACUGUGAGGUCGACAUCAACGAGUGUGAUAGCAAUCCCUGCCAGAAUGGCGCCACGUGUGAAGAUGCUGCCAACUCCUAUAGGUGUCACUGCCCGAUGCCAGAGCCUGACCAGGAACCCUUGGGUGGGCGAAACUGUGACGUCCGCCUGGUCGGCUGCCAACAUCACCAGUGUCAACACAAAGCAGGUUGUGACCCGAUGCUGACAGAUGAUGGAGAGCACAGCUACACCUGCAAGUGUCCAUCCGGCUGGACUGGAGAACGCUGCAACACCUCAACUACCUUCUCCUUCAACUCGGAGGGCUACAUUCACAUGCAGCUGCCUAUUCCUGCAAACAAGACUAGGCGUGAGGUUCAUGGCAAUGACCAUGGGAUCCACAUGCAGCUCAGAUUCAAGAGUACUCUGCCUGACAUGGUGCUGUACUACCGGGGCAUUAAGGAGCGCUUUUUAUCAUUGGAAAUUAUUAGUGGCUCCCUCCAGGCUAGGGUCAAGUCAGGGAAGGUAAUGCAGGCCAUUUACCCUGGCCCUGUCAAUGAUGGGGAAUGGUACCAGGUCUCUGUGACCAUGGAUGAGAGGCUGGUCCUGACUGUGAAAGGACUUGGCUGUGAGGAAGGGUGCCAGGUGAAGAAUGAGGGCCACAACCAUCUGAUCUUCCUCCAGCCCAGCUCCUUUCAGCAGCUGUAUGUAGGAGGGGCACCACAGGAAUACUUACGCCAUACUUCCAGUGGGAGGGGGUUCAUUGGCUGUAUGGAAGACCUUCAUGUUGACCAUAAGCUGCUUCUGCCUCAGGACCUCAUCAGAGAGGAGAACCAAGGCCUGGAAUUGGGAUGCACCAAAAAAGACUGGUGUCAUGAAGACCCAUGCAUGGAACAUGGGCAGUGUGUGGACAUGUGGGUUCGUGCCAGAUGUCAGUGUCACCGGCCCUACUACGGAGAAAGCUGUGAGGAAGAGUACCCUGCAUGGACCUUCGGCCAUGAGAACAUCACCAGCUACUCAACCUUCAAUAUCUCAGAAACCCAUGGAGACAACUUCACCAUUUCCUUUUUAAUGCGCUCCCUCAAACACAAUGGCCUCCUCCUGCAGCUCAGCCGAGAAGGAAAGUCCUACCUGACGAUCUAUCUGAAGGAAGGCACUGUUGCUAUCUACAGUCCUUAUACCACAUUGCUGUCAGAGGCAAAGUUUGUCACUGAUGGCAACAAUAAUUUGGUCACUAUCAAGGUACGCUAUGGCCAUGUGGUCUUCCCCAAAGCGGGGAAUCAUCGUGCCUUAGGGAAUGUGAGUGUGGAGGCAGGAGAUGUAGCGUAUGUUGGCGGGCUCCCUUUGGACAAGAGCAUAAACAAUUGGGGUGGAAACUUCAAGGGCUGCCUGCAGGACAUUCGGCUGGACCACAAGUAUCUGACCAUUGAGGAUCAUCCAGACAGCCUGGAGGUUUACCAGGCAAGCACAGAGAAUGUGCUGCGAGGAUGUAAAAGUGAUGACACAUGCAAGGAUGAGCCCUGUUCUAAUGGUGGACAGUGUCACAUCACCUGGAAUGACUUCAUUUGUGACUGUUCCAUUAACUACUCCGGCCGGCUGUGUGAGACACGUCUAUGGUGCGUCGACAACCCUUGUUUUGAUGGAGUGGACUGUGUGGACCUACAGGAUGGUUAUGAGUGUUUAACUGAAGCACUUUUCCAGGACAACUCUCUCCGAUAUGUUGCCAACAGCUCCCUACUGAGCCCUGUAACCAACAUCACCAUGGACAUAAGAACGCGAGACGAGAACGGGAUCUUGUUGCGAACCACCAGCGGAGCCGAGGUCUUCUGCCUGGGUCUACUCAACUCCUCUCUGCUGGUCAAGCUGGACAGCGGGGAGAGUACAGAGCUUCUGGCAUUCACAAGUGACAGGGUCAUCGCAGAUGGGGUGUGGCACCGUAUCCAACUGACCAUGGUCGACCCCACACAAUCAAUGUCCCGCUGGCGCCUAACCAUGGAUGGGCAAAGAGUGGGGGCCAGCUUUGGUGUUGGUGGUACCCUCAACUUCCUCAACGAUACUGAAAUCUGGCUGGCAGAGAAAUACACUGGAUGCUUAGGGGAGGUGAGAGUGGGUGGAGUCUAUCUGCCGCUCAUUAAUGUACCAGACGCCCCUCAGGUGAGCCGCUUCUCCAGACUGGGAGGCCAUGAGCCAAUCAUAGGAUGCCAAGGUGCACCAAUUUGUGAUUCCCAACCCUGCCUCAACCAGGGUGAGUGCCAGGACCAAUUUUUUGAGUUCAACUGCAGCUGCAGAGCUGGAUGGGAGGGGGAGCUUUGCGAGAUAGAGAUAAACGAAUGCUCUUCAGGUCCCUGUGUCUAUGGUACAUGCAAAGACCUCCUGGCUGACUACCAGUGUGACUGUGAGCCUGGAUACACAGGAAAAUACUGUCAGGAGGAGGUGGAUAACUGUCUGGAGUUCAGUUGUAUGAAUGGAGGAACCUGCGGGGAAACAGUGGGAACUCACACGUGUUUUUGUCCUCCUGGCUAUGUCGGCAAGCGCUGCCAGUGGCGUUUCCCCCCAAUGGCAUGUGAUGCAUACACAGACUGUCUUAAUGGAGGGGUUUGUAUAGGAGGCAGCUCUGGCGGAAACUGCACCUGCAAGCCUGGAUACACUGGAGCCAGGUGCGAGACAGAAAUAGACGAGUGUGAGUCCAACCCUUGUCUCAACGGUGCCACCUGUCUGGACAGACUCAACCACUUCCAGUGUGUGUGUGUGCUAGGCUUCAGCGGCACACGGUGUGAGAGCAAUAAAGAGGAGUAUAUGGAACGAGUUCCCUGGCUUGCUGUGACCAUCCCUCUGAUCACGCUAUGUAUGUUAGUGGCCAUCCUUGUGGUAUUUUUCCUCAUUAUGACGGCCCGGAAGAAGCGUCAGUCGGAGGGCACAUACAGCCCGAGCUCACAGGAAGUAGCUGGUGCCAGGCUGGAGAUGGGCAGCGUCCUCAAAGUUCCUCCAGAGGAGCGGCUCAUCUGAGUCCUACAGCUCUGCCUCACAACUUCACAUCCAGUGGAUGUACUCUAUCUAUGUACAGGGCCUAGAGAACAUGUGUCUUGCAUUGUGACACUGCUGAGCUCUCCUGCCCUAUACAAGAAAAAGAUAGAGGAUAAAUCAAUGACUGAUAAUCUGCCUGGGAAAACUACUGAUUUUGAAGCCUGAGAGGUGAACAAAUAAAGACCAGAUGUGAGAGAUGGACAGUCGCCUCACAUCUGAAGCUGUCCUGUUACUGGGAGUGUGGUCAAAGCAUGCAAUGGCCCUGGAUCUCCCCUUGUAACUGUGAUAAAAACUCAAACUUGGUUUGCAAGGGACCAAAGGCCAAUGAGGAUCAUAUGAACUAAAGGAAAGCCCGAAACCUGUGGGUACUGAGCAAUGUAUUCACUCAGACGGAAAAUCACUGAAACUGUUCAUGCAAAGCAAAACCUUUUUGGAGCUGAAAACCUUCCUCUGCAGAUUCCACAUCUGACUCUGUUUUACAUGACAGGGGAGAGAGGAAUGUGUAGAGUGCGGAAAAUACACCUGAAACAAUUCCGUCAAUAACAUUUUAAACUGCACGAAAAUCUAUUGCAAAUUAUUAUCAGGAGAGGAUUUCUUCACAAACUCACUUCUUGUAAUAGUAUUACCUCCAUAUACAAGUAGUUCAUGUUAAGGAAUCUAUUUAAAUUCUGGCUCUAUCUUGUCAGAUCCCCCUGGUCAUGUUUACACUGCAUUUGUUCUACUCUGAUGCCAUGUUGGCUUCGCCACUCUUUUUUCUGAAAACAGUGUUUUUCUUUGCUGGAUCGUAAGUGUUUGAAAUGUACACUGUUGUCUCGAUCACUGAUUCUUCCAUGGGAAGCUUUCACUCCUCCAAGCCUCUGUCCCUCCUUGUCUGAGCUGCUGCAGUCGUCACUGUGAAUGAACAAAUGCAAAAAGUAAUGGACCUUCCUGAAUGUGCAGAUGGACAUCACUGCUGAUUCUGCAGGCAUCAAGAACUGUUGUGUUAAUAAUUGUUGUAUUAUAUUGUCUGUGUGCACUGUAUGGCUAACAGGUUAACCACUGUACCCAUGUUUGUUAGUGUGAAAGUAUGCUGUGAGCGUCUUUGUCUUGUGUUGUGUAGAAUGAGUAGCUCAAGUUCAAGCCACUGUAUUUUAUUAUGUUUAUUAUCUUCAAUGGAAACAGUAUUUAAUUGUAGAAAUAUUGUUGUUGUGAAAGGUGGUCACAUCAGUAUUUAUGGGCAUGAAUCAUUUCAAGUUUCAAAUGUAAGAAAUGAAGACCUCAAGUAAUUUUUAAAGAAUUCUCCAAUAUUUUUGGAAUUUACUCUAGGUGUGAGAUAAGACGUGUAAGUUUAGUUAGGCUAUCUUAGAGGAUCACCUUACCUGCCACUGUUAAGAAUGAAAAAGUACAUGUACCAUAGCUCACCUAGAUCUGCAAUCCACACAAACAGAAAGUUCAAAUUAAAAGCUCCUCGUAAGGAACUGUUUCAUGACACACAGAUUGAUCCAGUAACUGUGCUCACUGCACAGCGAGGUUGACACACCACAUUUGAUUCUGUGUGGUGUGACACUCCUUAAAACCAGAGGAUUUAUUUUCUUUACAUAUCUGAUGAUUAAACAGAUUAGGUAUACCUUGUAAACAGGUGCUUGCAGACAUAUUUUCUUAAAUAUGAACUUGGGUAGUAGUUCCCCCUGCUCCCAUUCUUUAUGCUAAGUAUGGCUAACCUUAUACUGACUCUAGCUCUCUUCUUAACACACAGACUUGAGAUGAUAUUCAUCUCCUCAUCUCACACUUGGAAACGACUCAAGUAAAAUCUACAUUCUCAUGGAACUGCUACCUACUUUCUAGCGUUGAACCAAUGUACUGAUACUGAUCCGACUGCCUUUGACCUCAAUAGUAACUUAAAUAAUUUCUUCAUUUGUUUAGUCUAUGAAUUCUCAAAGUUAGCCCUUCAAGUCUUAUGCAACUGUUAGUCCAGAAAAUCCCACCAAUCACCUGCCUUCCACUUUGAACUCACCAGGGCUGCUAACUGCUACUGUACCAGCUAACCUGAAAGCUUUUACAGUUAAGAUGUUGAUGUGACAUGAAGUCAGACGGAUACAUUGUACCAGUUGAAUGUUCAUGGUAAAAGUUGAGAAACAUUUUGUUAAAGGAAAGUCACAAACAAAUGACACCUGAACAUGAAUUAGAAUAUCGAUCAUGAUCUGUCAUAUUUACUGUGGGGUUUGCACCAUUGACUUAUUUAUUACCCAACGUUUGUAUUGACUUUAUUUCCUCUGCUGGAAAGUGCUACUGUCCUGAUGUUGCAUGUGGCAAAGAUUAGACUCCGUAUAAGGGCAAAAUAAUGCAGACAACACUGUCCACAAACUGCAGUGUACUUUUUUUAAGCUGUUUUAUUGCAGAGGCCUCUCAGUUCCAAUGGAGAAAGAUUAUUCCACGGCAGGUCCUUAAAGAAUUGGUUUCCACUGUUUGGUGUGGAAGAAGAAGACUGACCGACACAGAGUCUUGAGCCCUACAUGUGACUGGAUGACUGUGAGCCAGACCUUAUCAGCCAACAUAAGUGAGACUUAACUAAAAGGCUCUCUUGGCUAGGAGCAAAUCACGCAUUGGUUUUGGAAUGUGAUAUUCAGGAGUUAGAUAUGGUUGGAAUGUUACAGUGUCCAUACCUCUAGCCAUGAAGGUGUAUAGAGUUUGAAAUCAUAUAAAUGAUGCCAAAUCUACUACAGGCCAUGAUCCACUCCCACACCCAGUUUCAGUUUUACCUAUUACAGAAGGCAGCAUGGCUGUACGUUAUAAAUGUUUUUAAAAGAUCUGAGAAUGGAAUGUAAAUGCACCAUUAUAUAAGUGGAUUCUUAAUCGUUUAUUGUAAACUCUGAAAAAGUCAAUGUGAAUUGUAUUUAUUUUCUGGUGGCAGAGGAACAGGACUAUUUGUCAUAUUAGAGAAACGCUUUCUAAUGUCUCCUGCUUCCCACAGUCAAUGGAAACUCAAAAAUGUCCUCCAUGUUUACCUGCUGGUUUGAUAAAGGGUAAUGUCUAUUUCCAUGAUAGUUCCAUCAGCAAGGAAACAUGUCUUUGAUAUGUGAAUGAAGCUAGGCUACCGUAAAUUAAACUCCUCACAUCUUUCACAAUAUUCAAAUAAAGGUUUGCAGCCAUCUGCUAAAAGGUAGGGUUAUAAUGUAACUAGCUUGCUAUUGAUUAGAGAACUGCAAAUAAAUAACAACUACACACAAGUGGAAUCAAGAAAAACAAUGUCAUCUUUGCUGAGAAUUUGUGGUCUCCUAAUUCUUAGCCCGAGCAGCUAAGUGGUUUUCUUGUGCAUGACCGCAGCUUCGACUGCGUCCUGCUAACUGAACUAAAUCAUGGUUGGCUGGUGUAUUUUCUUUAUGGUCUCCAGCUUCCUGAACCAGAGGUGCUGUCCCUGUAACAAAUAAACAAACUUCAUCUGUAAUAAUUUUUUGGGUAUUUUAAAGUUUUGCUAUGAAAUUAUCUGCAGUUCAGCAUUUCUAGUCUGAUUCCGAAAUGCAUUUAACGCUAUUAAGGUAAAAAAUAAAUAAAUACUGUUGCUUUAAUUGGAGUUUUAACACAAUGUAACUCAGAGCAGUGUUAAUAUAACUGAGGGAAGUCCUGUUAAAGAGAUGGCCACCACGCUUUAGUUCACUAUGCAUGUAAUUCCAAAAGGUCAAGGGACAGUGAGAGAUAAUAUGCGUCAGUCUCCAUGCAGGUGUGUACAUGAUGAGACAGUAUCGGCCUUCACGUUCACCUGCAUCUGCAGAACCCAAUAUCAGACUGAUUCUAGUCUUUGUGUUGACGGUGCUGUAGGCCACUGAUAUAAAUCGCAUUGUAAAAAGUGUUAUUCUGCUCAAAUAUCCAAAUUGUACUCAACUCAUGAUGGUGUUAAACAGGCAUACAGUGUUACAUGAUACUGUAACUAUACAACUGAUGUAUCCCGGCUAUGUGUGAUGUAGUGAUUUUACACUGGAGUUUUUUUUACUGAAGCUGUACCAUGUACAGCAAACUGCACUGAUCAGUACAUGAGGAGUUCUAGUCCAAAGUAUUCCAUUAAACCUCAGAGUAAUCAUUGCUGGAGUUUUCUAAUUCCACAUUGUAAGUGAUACUAGAGCUACGACUUUUAUUCUGUAACACACUAACAUUCAUAUAUGAAUCAUAGUGUCUUAUAUUUAACAACUUUUUGGAGCUGAAAGUUAUUAGCAGUAUUUACAGCUAUUUUCCACAUUUUUUUAAACUUGAUGUCUCAUUUUGGAAUAGAAUUCUUCAUUUGUUCUGAGGAGCCUGUAUAUAUGACCAGGAAUUUUUUAUUCGUCUGUAAAAUAAGAUGUAUACUUCUCAUUAAAAGUGGAUAAUUUCU